Molecule: messenger RNA, 6810 nt
Organism: Carassius gibelio (silver crucian carp)
Lineage: Eukaryota; Metazoa; Chordata; Actinopteri; Cypriniformes; Cyprinidae
Product: homeobox-containing protein 1
Exons: 9
Coding region: 236-1573 (445 amino acids)
Biological process (GO): positive regulation of DNA-templated transcription
Cellular component (GO): nucleus
Molecular function (GO): double-stranded telomeric DNA binding
Source: RefSeq, a predicted model, not a curated record
CAUGAAACCGCCGCAGCGCUUCUGUUAAUAUCAAUAUGGCUUCUGUCAGUCAGACAAAGGCGAAUCAGUUUUUGCCCUGAAAUGAAAUCAAAUUAGGGAAAGGUAGCGGGAGAGUCGGACAUCGUCCUGUUUUGCUGGUUCAUGCCUGGCGACGGGGAUUAAAGAGACGGAAACACUGUAGGUUGAGUUGAAUAAAUGCUGUGGUGCACGGAGGCCCCGCACGCGCACAAUCAGAAUGUCCCAUUACACAGAUGAGCCUCGUUUUACCAUUGAGCAGAUUGACUUGCUGCAGCGGCUACGUCGGAGCGGCAUGACAAAGCAAGAGAUUUUGCAUGCCCUGGACACCCUCGACCGGCUGGACCGUGAGCACGUGGAGAAGUUCGGCCAUCGUCACGUCCACAGCGGAAGCGGGGCAGCUGGCGUCAAUCACGGCAAUGACAGCAACGCCACCACCUCUUCCAACUCCUGCACUACCUCCUCUAACAACCUCACAGCCUCUUCUUCAACGACCUCUAAGGCCACGCAGACGGGAUACCGUGGCAAUGGCCUCUCUCCCUCCCCAAGCAACAGCUAUGACACCUCCCCGCCCCCGACGGUCCCCACCCCCGUUCCGGUAGUAGCACCCAUGGUCCAAAAUGGACGGGACGGCCUCGCCGCUAUGCCCAACGGGAAGCUCUCUCCGCCCCGCUUCGCUGUUAGCAACACCUCCUCGCGGGCGUUUGCAUACGAGCUUCCAGAUGAGGAAGUGGACAUCGAUGACAAAGUCGAGGAGCUCAUGAGAAUGGACAGUGCUAUAAUUAAAGAAGAGAUUAAAGCCUUCUUGGGGAACCGGCGGAUAUCACAGGCAGUAGUUGCCCAAGUUACAGGUAUCAGUCAGAGCCGGAUCUCUCAUUGGCUGCUCCAGCAGGGCUCAGACCUCAGCGAGCAGAAGAAAAGAGCUUUCUACCGCUGGUACCAACUAGAGAAAACUACACCUGGUGCAACACUAGCGAUGCGGCCCACCCCGGUGGCCCUGGAAGACAUUGUGGAGUGGCGUCAAACCCCUCCUCCCAUUAGCAGCACCCAGGGCAGCUUCCGUCUGCGGCGAGGCAGCCGCUUCACCUGGAGGAAAGAGUGUCUGGCGGUGAUGGAGAGUUAUUUCAAUGACAACCAGUACCCCGAUGAAGCCAAGCGAGAGGAAAUUGCCAACGCCUGCAAUGCAGUGAUCCAGAAACCAGGGAAGAAGCUUUCAGAUCUUGAGAGGGUCACGUCUCUGAAAGUUUACAACUGGUUUGCCAACAGACGGAAGGAAAUUAAGAGAAGAGCCAACAUAGCAAUCCUGGAGAGUCAUGGGAUUGAUGUCCAAAGCCCGGGAGGUCAUUCCAACAGCGAUGAGAUCGAUGGAAAUGACUACGGUGUGCCAGUAGCUGCCGACCAAGUUUUGGGAAUGGAUGACAACACCGGCCCAAUCGAACACCAGGACCCCAUAGCUUUGGCAGUGGAGAUGGCGGCUGUCAAUCACAGCAUCCUGGCACUGGCGAGGCAGGGCGGAGCCACCAGUGACAUCAAGACAGAGGUGCUGGACGACGAGUGAGAAUCUUCCCUGUGGAGCACGGAGGGAAGCCGAAGGAGAAAUGUGGGGUUACGAAAACAAAGCCAAACAGUUUGCGCGUGAACCGUUAUUAUGAGGAAUAUGGCCAGGUCGUGGAUGACCAAAGUGAAUGCGGAGGUUAUAAAGACUGUUAACCCAACAUUCCCCCUCCUCCUCCCUCCUACAUGUGACGCCUAAAUAGACUUUCCAUUCAAACCGUUCUCCUACACGCAGUGGGUUGGGGAGGCGCUGCAAUUAAACUGUUGAUCAAACACGUUCACUAUAAACUUCAUGCGACAUAUCACCCUGCCAUCUCACACUUGGAUAGUGAAUUUCGCCUCUCAGUUUUCCUUCUUUCAGGAAGUCUUCUUUGCAGGAUAUAAGAGGUCAGUAUCAUACUAAAUGUUCACUGCCUCAGUCUCUCCAGGGAAAGUGUGUUGGGAAGCAUAUUCUCUCUCACUUCUUAACUUAUUUCUUUAUGUACGACGUGCAGUCCAGCGUUGCUGAAAUUGUGUUUAAACUUGUACAGUUGUCACCAGGGUCUAAAGUUAACACUCGCCUACCAUCAACCUGCGACUUUGCCAAGUCUGCUCUGCCAAGCAUUAACAGACUAGACAAUUUAAAAAAAAUAAAAUACUGGCUAGUGGGUAAGUCUUGCUGAGAAGUGCAAAAUAGUUUGGUACUGUAAUUUGAAAUAGAGUAGUUUAUUGGCAUCUACAUAAAAUUUGUUUUUGUGUUCAAAAACAGCUCUUAAGGCAUGAUUUUAACAUUUAAUGUUUAAAUAACAUUAUUUUAAAAGUUAUUUUAACAUCAUAUGUUGUCUUAAAAAUUACUGAGAGACUAAAAAAUCAUUGCCAUACUAGGGGUGGGCGAUAUGACCAAAAUAAAAAAAAAAAUUCUCAGUAACAAAAUAUAUCACAAUGUUGUUAUGCUUGGUCUUUAUGAUAUCAAAUUUUUGAAGUUUUAAUGAUUGAAAUUUUAGAAUUCUUGUUACCGGUGUCAAUGUCACAAAAAACUAAUACUAGUCAAGAAAAAAAAAAAAACUCUAAAAACUCGAGCUCACUAAAGACAAAUAAACAGUCAGUGAUUAAAUAAGAAUAAGACACUAAUUACAAGCAACAGAAAAAAAAAACUACAGUGGAACAAAUGAAUAACAAAUUUUACAUUAAGUUAUCAAAAUGUUUAAAAAACACUGCAUAUUCUUUACUGUGUAAAUUAAAUAUAUAUAUUCUUCUCAUUAAAGUUACAAAAGUCAAAAGCAGUGAGAGAUUUUCUAUAUUAGACUGGAAAUAUUAGACUGCUGUCAGUUUAAGAGCUCCCCAGAUUCAAUAUACUGUUACACGUCUGUUUUCUUUCUCAGCUGUUUGCUUUCACUUAAGACCUAAAUCACUGAGUUUAUUAAGAUAUUUGCAAAGAUGGGCAUUUUGACAUACAAGUGUGUCUAUUUAACGGUUUAAUGCUAAUAAAGUGGCAAAAAUAACUCUUGAAUAUUCCUGCGCUCUAGGAGCAACUUCUUCACGUGCGCGCCUCAUUGACAACGCUCAAAAACAGUCUCUCCGACUCCGACAUUGCGCACAUAUAGUAAAGCGGUUUCAAUGCUGAUUGCAUUUCAACGGCUUAACAAAACUUAAAAAUGCAUGCAAACGAAAAGUUUUCAUGACCAUGUAGCAACAGCAACAUUUAGCAUUUAACAGAAAUAGAGAUGACAGUCCAAAAUCUCAAACCAUUGACAAAUAUCUAUAUAUAUCACCCACCCUUAUGUGAUAUGCACUCUUUCUGAAUGUGUAUAGCUGUAGCGACAUGUUUAAACAAGUUGAAUUUAAAGACGCAGCUCCUGGAUGAGUUUCACCAUGCAGAAUAUAUUACAGCUAAUGUGAAGCAUGUUAAUUAAAGCAUCACUACUAAAAUAUCUAAACUGAAAGCAGCAAAAAAUGGAAAACGUAAAUUGAAUAAUUGGUUGAAUGAUAAAUUGUAACUCAUAAUAACUAAACAUAUUACCUCUUAAAGAAAAAUUUUAAUAAAUUUGCUGAAAAUGUACUCCCCUUUAGGCCAUCCAAUAUGUAGAUGAGUUUGUUUCUUAAACCAAACAGAUUUGAGGAAAUGUUUUUAUUACGUCGCUUGCUCGCCAAUAAGAUCCUUUGCAGUGAAUGGGUGCCGUCAGAAUGAGAAUCCAAACAGCUGAUAAAAACAUCACAAUAAUCCACACAAAUCCUGCCAUCAGUUAAUAUCUCAUGAAGCGAAAAAGCUGCACGUUUAUAAGAAACAAAUCUAUCAUUAUAAUAUUUGUAACUGUGAUGCAAUACUAUAUUUCUCCAAAUCUGUUCCAAUGAAGAAACUAACACAUCAACAACAUGGAGUGCGUAAAAUUUCUGCAAAAAAACCCAUCACAAUUUAGUCAUCAUUGUGAAAAGAAUUAUUUACGUAAAACAAAAUACAGUUUUAUGACCAGGAUGAAAUACUUGUCAUUGUGAAAUUGGCAAACUGUUAAUUGUGGACCCUGGUUGUCAGCGUAAAAGUUGCAUAAGACUGUUUUUGCAGUACCAUAACCGGCCUGCUGGCUUCAGCAAUUAUGUAUUGCACUUUUAAUUACUAGCGGCAGCUUAUUUAUGUUCCUGCCGCUACACAACUGUGCAUCUCUGCAGGGAGGCGUCGAAGGCUGUCUGGAAGCUGAAGCCUACUCGUGAAGAUUGUGCCAUUAUAUUUCCGCAUUAGCAGUCUAGAAAUUCAGUCGGGCUCUUCUGCAGGCCUCUCUUAAAGCAAUCAGACAACAGCCGUUUAUUUGAACGUAUAUAACCUCAAAGUGUUCUACUCAGCCGAUAACUGUGCAGACGUUUCAGCAGCACGCGGCUGGAAAAUGUUGUAGCAUUGGGAAUUUCUUCGUCUCAGCGAAACGGGAAAACACUUGACAAUCAGGGUGACGACGUUCCAGUACACAAAAAAAAAAAAAAACCUGUUGGUGUUUGCCCACGUGUCCAAAUAAUGGGUUUCUCUGGAAAGUAAUGAUCGCUAAAAUCCUUCCAAUGGGAAUUAAUAACUGUCAUAUCUGAAAUUAAAGUGGAUUUAACCACUCUAAUAAAUAUCCCAUGUUAUAGCUUGUUUUUUGUUGAAUAAUCAUAAAAUGUCACUUUAAGGGGGAGGGUUAUGGUGCUUUGGGUUCCUUACCCCAACCUACAUAUAUAUGCUUUUUUUUGUUUCAUUUAUCUGGUACUGUUUCAAAGAAAGAACAUAAGAGGGAUGAACUAGUUCAGGUUAUUUUUAUUUUCAGUGCUUCAGAAUUGAAAUAAUAUGGUGCUUAUUUAAAAAAAAAUGAAAGGAGAAACUAACCACAUGCCCUCUCCCACCUUAUACAGUCUUUCCUCUUUGCCUUUUAGGAAGCUGCUUUCUGUGUAUAAUGCACAUCAUUGCAGUCACACAUAAGCUUUUUUUAGACUUAUUAAAAUAGCUAUCGAAUGACAAACCUGUGAAACGUAUCAGCUGCUUCAAAAGUUCUCUCAGAAUGUCUGAAACACCAUUUCAACUCAUCUACACACCUUUGUUCCUAUUGAGCGUAAGAUUUCAGUCGAUGAGAUCGGCAAUAGCUAACAAACAAGCUCGUAUUUAAAGAGUCCGUCGCAGUCGAACGUGAAUUUUGAACAUGGGCUUCAGCCUUAAUGCAAGUAUUUUUAAGCACUUAAAUUACAGAAUGUGUAAAAUCAUGUGUCAACACGUCAUUUCUGUGAAAAUUAACUGUAGAUGACGCUGUUUAGGUUAACGUUAAUAUUCCUAGAUGCAUUUAUUCCAUAAAUCUACAUAAGCUUAACAUAAAUGUACCAAGUCUAUUUGAUAAAAUAAGUAUCGAAAGAAUAUUGUAUGUUAGGAGAGAAUAUUAAUUGGAAAUGAAAUUUCUCGCUUUAGGAAAUUCUGCUAAGCAGAUAAAUCUGUCAAAUUAGACUUUGUUUCUGUAGUUUUGCCUUGGAAUUUGGUUGAAUUAAAUCAAGUACAAUCUGUUCUUUGGUAAGAGUGACUGGGGCUAUUUGGCACAUUAUUAUAUAUUUUUUUUUUACUUCGAUUAUUGUUAGUGUAUAUAGAAUCAAAUCUUACAGACUCUAGAAGUGCUAGUCACAUUGGAAACCUGCUGUGUAUAAAAAGGGAAAAAAAUUAUUAACUUUGGCUAAAAAAAAGUUCUAAGAAUUUCACAAAAUUACAACGCACAAAACUGUGAAAAAAUUUGCCCAAGCCGAAUUUUGAACCUAAAUAAGUUUUCGUAAUAAGUUUAUAUCCACUUUCUUAUAUGAAUAUGUAUAAUCAGUAAAAAGUAAAAUAUAAAUUUAAAUAAAUUGUAUGAAAUUACAGCUUUCUAAGAUUUAUAGUUUAAAUCGGUUUUCAUUAUAUAAUUGUAAUGCAGAUUUGAUUUUAUUGUGUUCAGCAGCUAUUAGAAAAGAUACUGACAUAUAAAUGCAAAAUCAUAUUAAAUUUUUUAUAUUGUUUUGUAGUUACUGAUCCUUGCGACAGUUUCCCUAUGUGACAACUAGCCCCAGUCUGAUUUGUAUUUCGGAGUUUUUCACCUCAGUCAAUAUAUUAGAUGCUAUUAUAGCGAGACAAUGAACAGUAUUGCAAACUGCCAAUCAUACUUUCAGCUAAGAAAAGUGUAGAAUUGUCCUCGAAAUGUUUUAAGUCAGCUGGCAUUGCCAACCAGAUUGGAGCAUAAAGCAUCAUAAGCUUGCACAGCAAUCAUGCAGUCUUGUAUAUUUUAUUCUAGGAUACAGACAGACCAAUCUUACUAACACAGAGUCCCUCAGUAAACGCUUUCUUAGAAACAGUAUUGAGGCACAAUGUGAUGAUGGACUAGUGCCCAGUCAGUUACCCAGAAGUCUUUAUUAAGCUAGUGUUGGAAUGUGUUUGGAACAGAAGUCUGUCGUGAAAGAAUGAGGGAACACUUUGACUGUGUUUUUAAUCUGUCCAUGUUCAAUAUGUGAAUAUAUGAAAUAUAUAUAAAUAUAUUCUAUGACUAUAAAAAAAAAAUUCAAAAUAUAUCACUGUUGUAUUAACUUGAAAUAGUCUAAUCAUGUAUCUCUUAUUACAGAAUUUAGUGCCUUUUUUGGACAGUAGACUGUUCUGUAAUUAAUAUGUAGUAUAAAACGCAUAUGCUGUUACUUUUUUAAGUUUUGUUUUGACACUCUUUUGUUCAUUUUCAAACUUUGUUUUAAAGUCGUUUUUAUUUUAGAACUGUACCUUCUAGAGAAUAAAAACCUGAGCUGAAA